AUGUCAGGAGACAACCAACAACCUCCUCUCUGGGUUUCUCCCGACGUGGGUAAACAUCCCAUCGACGAUUACCGCCGACAUGUAAAUAAGAAAUUCGGGCUCAGCCUUGAAAAUUCUCACCAUCUCCACCAGUGGAGCGUCACGAAGCCCCAUGAUUUCUGGAUUGAUUUAUACAAGUACGUCGGGAUAGUGCCGCCGCUUCCACCGCAUAUCACCCGCGCAUACAAUGAUUCCGUGAAACUCAGUGAUGUUCCCCGAUUCUUUGAAGGCGUGGAGCUUAACUACACGGAAAAUGUGCUGGAAGGCAAAGACCCCGAUGCCAUUGCGCUUAUUGGACUGAGAGAGUUCGACUUCUUGCACGGCGAAAAUGUGACCUGGAGAGAGCUGAGAGAAAGAGUUAGACGGGUCAGGAGUGCGUUGAUUCGAAACGGGUUGAAGCAGGGCGAUCGGGUGGCUGCCAUUAUGUCUACAUCGGUUUGGGCGAUUGUGAUUUUGCUCGCGUCCGCGUCCAUGGGGGCGAUAUUCUCGUCGAUAUCGCCUGAUAUGGGUGAGGCGGGUUGCGUAACAAGACUCCAACAGAUUGAGCCUGCUAUAUUGUUCGCGGACAGUGACAUGUCUUACAAGGGUAAGACCACAUCUCUUGACAAAAAGAUCACGUCUGUUGUGAAAAAGCUGCCCCAGACCAUGAAGGUCUUCGUCAUUCCGAUCACUAGUCAGAGCACCACUUCCUUCCCGCUGGUGAAUGAAUUCCUUGCGAAAGCUCGAAGCUCGGACCACCUAGAAUACAAGCGUGUUCCGUUCUCAUACCCUGUAUACAUCCUUUAUUCAAGUGGAACAACAGGCCAGCCGAAAUGUUUGGUGCAUCAGCAUGGUGUCGUUAUCCAACUUAAGAAGGUUGGGUUGCUGCACUAUUCCCUCGGACCAAAAGAAGUUGUAUUUCAGUAUUCGAGCACCUCAUGGGUACUUUUUAACAUCAUGAAUGGCCAUCUCUCGGUUGGCGCAACAGUAAUCGCUUAUGAUGGCUCCCCAUUAUGGCCUGAUGCAACAACUAUGCUCAAGAUUAUUGAGAAAUUCAGGGUAACGUAUUUUGGCACGUCUCCACGCUACCUUUUGGAGCUGGAGGCCUCAAAGAUCGUUCCACGCGAUGAAUAUGACCUCAGUUCUCUGCGAUUAGUAACGACUACCGGAGCGACGCUGACUGCGGAUCAGUUCAGAUGGUUUUAUCAAGCAUUCCCCCAGAUCCACCUAAGCAGUGUCGCUGGGGGAACAGAUAUUGUCACCUCAUGGAUAUCGUGUGACCCUUCAAGUCCAGUAUACGCGGGAGAGAUGCAGAUGAUCGCCCUUGGCAUGAACGUAUAUGUUGCGGAUGCCAAUAGCGGAGAGGAUAUUACAAGAACUGGGAAAUCAGGAGAAUUGGUCUGCCCGACUCCUUUCCCAUCAAUGCCCGUCUUCCUCUGGGGAGAUAAGAAUAAUAAGAAAUACAAAUCUUCAUACUUUGAAAGAUUUGAUAAUAUUUGCGUCUGGGCCCAGCAUGACUGGAUCAGCGUGAACCCAGCCACCCAGGGUAUAACAAUGCACGGCAGAAGUGACGGCGUCCUGAAUCCCUCGGGGAUCCGUUUUGGCAGCUCCGAAAUCUACAACAUCUCUGAAGGGCCUGCAUUCAACUCCGAGAUUCAAGACACCCUUUGUGUUGGUCGGCGCCGAAAACAAGACAAAGACGAAAUUGUCUUCCUUUUCGUCAAAAUGCGCUCCAAUCAGCCUUUCACCACUGGCUUGGAGCAGCGCCUUCGUUCCGCGAUACGAACGGGGUUAUCACCGAGACAUGUGCCGAAAUUCAUCCUUGAAGUGCCUGAGAUUCCCGUGACGAUUAAUGGGAAGAAAGUUGAGACACCUGUGAAGAGGAUAAUAAGUGGGGACCAGGUGCAGGUAAGUUCAACAGUUGCAAAUCCAAUGUCGUUGGAAUUUUUUGAGCAGUUUUCAAAGUUGGAAAUCCAGUCAAGGGCAAAACUAUAG
This is a messenger RNA of Coccidioides immitis RS, 2013 nucleotides long. Its product is annotated as acetoacetate-CoA ligase. Gene Ontology annotation, cellular component: cytosol. The record is from RefSeq and is a predicted model, not a curated record. Gene Ontology annotation, biological process: lipid metabolic process. Lineage: Eukaryota; Fungi; Ascomycota; Eurotiomycetes; Onygenales; Onygenaceae. Bases 1 to 2013 code for a protein of 670 amino acids. Gene Ontology annotation, molecular function: acetoacetate-CoA ligase activity. The transcript has 6 exons.